Messenger RNA from Fusarium sp. VM40, 2604 nucleotides. The record is from the annotation of a GenBank genome assembly. NCBI's taxonomy places the organism in Eukaryota, Fungi, Ascomycota, Sordariomycetes, Hypocreales, Nectriaceae.
AUGAACCAUGGCAAUGCCGAAACGGUUAUGGAUCAAUAUUUUGAGAACGAAGAGAGCUUCAGAACGAAAUACCAGAAGCUCUGGGACGAUUCCAUGUUCAACGCUGAUAGAGACGGGGCUAACAACAAUGCUGGUAUCUCCUUCCACGUUGAAUCUUCCGACCACGACGUCAUUCAAGGCGUAACCCCUCCGCCAGACUCGCGCUCAUUUGGCGCUCCUUCGAGACCUCCUUCGCGAUCAAAUAAUCGAUCUCCUUUGGGUAUGAUGGUGGACUGGACUGCGGCACACGUGCCCGGUAUUACUCGCACUCACUCCGCUGAACAUGUGCUGACUAGGUCAUACGCAGGUGUCCCAAGCAGUCAAGCUGAGGAAGAUGAUGACAUACAACGAGCUAUUCGCGAAUCUGCGCAGGAAGCAGGUAUAACAAUGCCCCAGCACGAAUCCGAUAUCACAGGUCCCUCAGAACCUGCGCCAGUUGUCUUUGGACCCGCCAAACGAGAAACAUACAAUGAGAGCAACUGGGCUAUGGUCCCAACCGGGCCUUCCAAAGAAAGUUCGACGAACGAAGUCCUGCCAUCGAAAAGAAAGAGAGAUCCAGGGGCUCCUGUCAUGCUUGUUAACAGUGGUGUACACGGCGGGCAUCACUGCCUUGGCGGGCUUCUUACAAUCAUGCACGAAAUUCCAAUUGCACGGAAUAUACUCCUCAGUAUCGGCACACCUGCGGCUACGUAUGGUCACAGCAACGAUUGGUGGAGAGGACAGGAAAUCUUGUCACAGGAAGUCCUGGCAAAGAUGGCUCAAGCAACGACCUGGGACCAUGGAGAACAUAAGAGUGACUCUGCGUUUGACGAGGAAGUUCACCGUCUAAUGGCAUUCUUGGACUCCACCGAGCGCGCAUAUGGCUCAGUAUCUGUCCUGGCGGAUCUUCUGGCCCCUCCCUACAGCACCGGUAUGGAGAAGCAAUUCUACGAAAUGCUUGGACAAAAGCACUCGGACUCUAUUCAGCCACUAAUGCAAGUUGCUGCUCUUGCAAUGUUUCACGGGGACGAUCUUGAGGAAGAUGUUAAAUUCGGCCUCCUCGAGAUGGAACACUUGCGGAAUGAUUACAGGUUCAUCAAGACUCUGUACGAGGCACUCGACCAUGUAAUUUGGAGUGAUACUCUUGGAUGGGACAAGAUUCACGAGGGUUCUAAAAUGGCUUUCUUCAAAGAGAUGGGUGAGGUUCUGGUGCUCAAUACUACUGGAGACGGACCAGAGGAUUCGAUCGAAAUACCUCAAGAAUUCUAUCCGGAGAAGUACCUCACUUCCCGCAAAGACGAGGCUCGCCGCAUUCAACGUGGCUGGUGUCAGACAAAGGAAGAAGUGGCUCGGAUUACAAGCGAGAAGGAACAGCUUUAUCGUUUGAAGGAGACCUGGAACAGCGGAAAUAUUGACGACAAGCGUGAGCUGUUGAGGAAGACAGCAGACCAGUGGGGAGAAUACAAGAAUUACCUGGAAACCUUUGCCCGAUUUCGAACAUUGGAGAAUUCAGGAUUUGAUACCAACAAAUACCCUGACUAUCGUACUGCUCCUCCUGAUGUCGAUGACAUCACGCAUAAGCAACAUGGGACGGUUGUGGAUGUGAUAGACUACUCGGAGAAGCUGCUUGCGGACCUUGAGACGAGGAUGCAGGGACUGGAUGCGGAACUGGAACAAAUCAUGGCUAAGCAAAGAGCAUUGGGGAGACUUCUCACUGUGCCGGACAAGCCAGAUCGUCCUAAACCUUUCACCUGCAAGAAGUAUCUUCUUCGCGGAGUGGUCACAAGCCCUGGCAUCGUGUAUGUUUGCCAACGCGAGGAAGCGGACUUGAUAGAGUUUGAUGGCGAGGGAAGCAAGGAUCAAUGGUGGAAACUAUCGUUUACGCCUAAUGGGGACCAAGCUGUCCGUACAGAGAAAAUCGAAAUCGGGGAUGUCUUGAAAGGCAUGUGGGAGGAAACCAAGAAACCGCUGCUUGUAUAUGCAACGGAAGAAGCCCUUGAGACACCAAAAACACGUCUUUCGUCCCAACUAGAACGGUUUGUCAAGGCGGAAAAUAAGGCCUUCCGACAAGAACUAUCUCAAGAAGACUCUACGGCUGAAGAAGCCAAACGAACAUCAACCUUCGAACCUCUGUCGCCUUCUAAGAGAAAGCACCGGUCAGACAGUUGCGACUCGAUGGACAGCAACCGAGCAUCUAUCGGUAGCGACAACAGAAAUGGAUUCGACAACCCUUUUCCUGACCAGAAUGGAGGGGUCGGCACUGAGAUGACAGAUUAUGGAAACAAGUCCGAUCUUGCCUCUUCUUUUAAUGAUUAUCAAGCCAACGACACACUACCACCCUGGCUCCCGGCCCAAACCCAGGCUUCAACAGAGCCCAGGACAGAGCCGGCAUCGGCUACGAUGACACCUAGUACAGUGGGAACUGACUAUAUAGAUAGUGCCACGUCUGCCGCGGAGGGGUCUCAUAGUCCGGAGAUGCAAGAGAAGGCUAAGCCGCCUCCUUUCAUAUCACUAUCGAGGAAUCCAUCAGAGCAGAAGGGGUCCAUCAACCUGAUGGAUAUGGACAUUCCAGACGAGAAGCAAUAA